This is a messenger RNA of Daucus carota subsp. sativus, 2459 nucleotides long. RefSeq names its product calcium-dependent protein kinase 13. The coding region runs from base 512 to 2098 and encodes 528 amino acids. NCBI's taxonomy places the organism in Eukaryota, Viridiplantae, Streptophyta, Magnoliopsida, Apiales, Apiaceae. Gene Ontology annotation, molecular function: calcium-dependent protein serine/threonine kinase activity; calcium/calmodulin-dependent protein kinase activity; ATP binding. Gene Ontology annotation, cellular component: nucleus; plasma membrane; cytoplasm. The transcript has 7 exons. Gene Ontology annotation, biological process: peptidyl-serine phosphorylation; intracellular signal transduction; protein autophosphorylation. The record is from RefSeq and is a predicted model, not a curated record.
AUAUCACUGUGCUAAGGAUAAAUUCAACAUUCAAUACUCUUAAACUCCCCAGCCUCACCCUCCCAUUUCUUUAUUAUUUUUUAAAUUAAUUUCAGUUACCCUACUGAAUUCACAGCCAACAAAAGAAGACCCUUUUUUAUAUCUUCUCCAGAGGAAAGAUUUGAUUUUUCAUCUUGUUUCUUGAUAUGCUCUCCUACCCAAUUUUAAAAUUUAACACUUAGACUAAAAUGGUACUCGCCAUUUUGAUUCUUUAGCAGUUUCAGUGUUGUUUGAUGUGGAAAUUAAGUGGGGUUACUGUUUAAGUGAUUAAGGCUGUGUUUGUGUUGUAAUUUGGUCAAAUCUGGAGUUAAUUUGGGGGGUAAUUGUUGUUUUGUUGUUUCUUGAUUGUAAAGCUCUAAUUUUGUGAAACAAAUUAAGUGGGGUUAGUUUUAGGUUGUUAAGGCCGUGUUUGGGGGAUUUUGUUAAGGCUGUGUUUGGGGGAUUUUGAUAGGUUGUUUUUGGAUUUGAUUUGAUGGGUAAUUGUUGUAGAUCUCCAGCUGCUGUUGCUAGGGAAGAUGUGAAAUCUUCAAAUUAUUCGGGUAAAGAUAGUGGCCGGAAGAAUAAGGCCAGUGUGGAGAAGAAGUUGAUAACUGUGUUGAAUGAAGUUUCAAAAGAGAAUAUUGAAGAUAAGUAUAUGGUUGAUAAGGAGUUGGGUAGGGGUGAAUUUGGUGUGACUUAUUUGUGUAUUGAUAAGAGUUCUAGGGAAAUGUUGGCUUGUAAAUCAAUUUCGAAGAGGAAGUUAAGGACUGAAGUGGAUGUGGAUGAUGUGAGGCGAGAGGUUCAGAUAAUGAAGCAUCUGCCACAGAAUUCGAGUAUUGUGACAUUGAGGGAGGCUUGUGAGGAUGAGUCUGCUGUACAUAUAGUAAUGGAGUUGUGUGAAGGUGGGGAAUUGUUUGACAGGAUUGUUGCAAGAGGGCAUUAUACUGAGCGAGCUGCCGCUGCGGUUGUGAGGACAAUUGUUGAGGUUGUGCAGCUUUGUCAUAAACAUGGAGUGAUUCACAGGGAUUUGAAGCCAGAGAACUUUUUGUUUGCGAAUAAGAAGGAGAAUUCGCCUCUGAAAGCUAUUGAUUUUGGCUUAUCAAUAUUCUUCAAGCCAGGUGAGAAGUUCUGUGAAAUUGUUGGAAGCCCAUAUUACAUGGCUCCGGAAGUCCUGAGGCGAAAUUAUGGACCAGAGAUAGAUAUAUGGAGUGCUGGAGUCAUCCUUUACAUUUUAUUAUGUGGAGUGCCCCCAUUCUGGGCUGAGUCUGAACAAGGGGUUGCACAGGCAAUUAUUCGGGGCCAAAUUGAUUUUAAACGUGAACCCUGGCCAAGUAUAUCAGAAAGUGCUAAGAGUCUUGUCCGCCAGAUGUUGGAGCCAGAUCCAAAGAUCCGCCUAACAGCCAAACAAGUGCUUGAGCAUCCCUGGAUCCUAAAUGCUAAAAAGGCUCCAAAUGUGCCUCUUGGAGAUGUUGUCAAGUCGAGAUUAAAGCAGUUUUCAAUGAUGAAUAGGUUCAAACGAAAGGCCUUGAGGGUCAUUGCUGAAUUUUUGUCCAAUGAAGAAGUCGGGGAUAUUAAGGAAUUAUUCACCAAAAUUGACACUGAUAAUGAUGGUAUUGUUUCGGUGGAAGAACUAAAAGCUGGUCUUCAAAAGUUUGGUUCCCAGCUUGCCGAGGCUGAUAUACAGUUACUUAUUGAAGCAGUGGAUAUUAAUGGGAAAGGCACUCUGGAUUAUGGGGAGUUCAUUGCCGUUUCCCUCCAUCUGCAAAGGAUGGCAAAUGACGAGCAUCUUCACAAAGCCUUUUCCUCCUUUGACAAAGAUGGUAAUGGAUAUAUUGAGCCCGAUGAGCUUCGUGAUGCAUUAAUGGAAGACGGAGAUGAUGAUUGUACAAAUAUCGCUAAUGACAUCUUCCAAGAAGUUGAUACUGACAAGGAUGGAAAGAUCAAUUAUGAAGAGUUUGCAGCCAUGAUGAAAACAGGAACAGAUUGGCGAAAGGCCUCUCGACAGUACUCAAGAGGGAGAUUCAACAGUCUAAGUGUCAAGUUGUUAAAAAAUGCCUCUGUUAACUUGGGAAGUGAGUGAAGUUAUAAGCUACUACUUACACGCACACGUGAAAGCAUUUUAAUUAUCACUACAGGCACUCGAAUCCAUUGAUUUGUUGCUUGUCUAAGUUUGUGAUUAUUUCAGGGGUUUCAUAUAUUUAUUAGAUUCGAUCCCUUUUGAUGUUAGCUUACAAGGAUAAACCAAGUUCAGGUGAGUGUAUAUGGUUGCGUAAUUAAACUCUUUAUAUGUUGAAGGCAGCCUUCUUCUAGCUAUGAUUCUGUAGGAUUCUCUCUUUCUACUUGACACUGUGGAAUUAGUGUUGCAUCUGUGUAAUCAUGGCGACAUGAAAACCGAAAAUCAGUAAAAAGAGGUGAUCACGUUUGUGUAAAUUCUUUGCUUA